UUAAAUUAAAUUUCAGAAAAAAAAUAAAAAUAAAAGAGAGAGUGCCACCAAGAAAUACAAAAACAGAACAGAAGAGAAGGGAACGAAGCAUUCAAUAUCACAACAAACGGCUUUUGUUCCCACCGGAACCCUAACUGAUCUCCGCUUUCCUCCACCGGGAAUGGCUACUACACCGCCGUCCGAGAACUUUUCUCCGGUAUCGGAAACGGUUUCGCCUGUUUAUCGGAUGGUAAACAAUUAACUAUUAAGCAUUCUGUUGAGGCGAUCGUAACUAACCGUCCGUCAGUCACGGAGAGGUUGUUAGGGCGGUUAUGGCGAAGGGAGGACAAUGCUUGUUCGAGAAGCUUUGGAGGUGUGUUCGGACGGUUUUCUUUGUGAUUGUAUUGGUGGUUUCGCUGCUUGUUACGUCGCUUCCGGUGGUUGUUGCGGUGGUCGAUGUUCUUGUUCCGUGCGUUUUGAUCUCGAAUUUUACUUGUGUUAAAUGCUACGGUUUGAUUGAGCAUUUUCGCCGGUACUCUUUCAAGAGUUCAUUGACCGAUAUUCCUCUUGUUUCACUCAUCCGAUCCUUCAUCAUUAUAUGUGUUUAUUCUAUUUGUGAUGGACCUGCUCUUUCACACGGUCCUUACCUUGGAACUGUGACUCUGUGUUCUUUUUCAUCAAUUGUUCUCCUUUCAGUCAAAGCUUGUGUUUUCACUGUAAAUUCCCAGAUUGAAGCUGAAGCUUCAGUAGCUUCUUUAAAAAGGCAGAGACUCCAUUUGAAGAAGUCAUGGGGAAUGCCUGUCUUGUUUCUUUCGUCUGUCGUGUUUGCGCUUGGCCAUAUUGUCGUUGCUUAUAGAACCAGCUGUAGAGCACGGAGAAAGCUCUUGUUUCAUCGCGUUGACCCUGAAUCUGCCCUAUCAUGCAAAAGUGCUUUUUGCGGCUAUCCAAAGGUACCACGUUCUCCUACCCCUUCUGGGGGCAGAACUCCUAAAAGUGACAGUGAAAUGAGGCGGAGACCUUUUGGGACUGCUCGUGACGAAGAAUUACAGGCCAGAUUACUUGCAGACUCAGAUAGCUUUUUCAUUACAUGUCAAGGACUUCCUCUUCAUUACAAGCUCAGCUUGCCUGGUUCACCUCCACAUACAUUGUCAUCAGCAUCACGCGUUGAAUCAAAUUCUAGUUACUGCACUUCAUCAAUGGCUGGAGGGUUGGAAAAAUUGGAUAGACAUUGCCUAGAUAUGUCUCCGAAGAUAGAGCCGCAUCUACACAGGAGCUAUAGCAAUAAUCUCAAGGGAUCAUCUCUAUAUGCCCCUCUAUUAGAUAGUACUACAACAACCUCAGUUUUUUCUGAAGAUAUCCCUAUUUUUCAUCUAGAUGAUAUUUGUGAAGAGGAAACUAGUAAAUUGGAUUCAUUAUCUCUGGGGCAAAAUGUUGGUCAAUUAGGUGUUGUUUUAAUACAUGGGUUUGGUGGAGGAGUUUUCUCUUGGAGGCAUGUUAUGGGGUCUCUAGCUCGAGAGAUUAAUUGCACAGUUGCUGCAUUCGAUCGUCCUGGUUGGGGAUUAAGUUCAAGACCGCGUCGGGAGGACUGGGAAGAAAAGGAUUUGCCUAAUCCUUAUAAACUUGAAAGUCAGAUUGACCUGCUUUUAUCAUUCUGUACUGAGAUUGGAUUUUCGUCAGUGGUAUUAAUUGGUCACGAUGAUGGAGGAUUGCUUGCUCUUAUGGCUUCCCAACGAGUUCAAACAUCAAUGAAUUAUCGUAACGUAACUAUCAAAGGGGUUGUAUUACUAAAUGUUAGCUUGUCAAGGGAAGUGGUUCCCUCCUUUGCAAGAAUCCUCCUGCAUACCUCACUUGGGAAGAAGCACAUGGUUCGUCCUCUACUAAGGACGGAAAUCACUCAAGUGGUGAAUCGGCGUGCUUGGUAUGAUGCUACCAAAUUGACUACAGAAGUUUUGAAUCUCUAUAAGGCUCCACUAUCUGUUGAAGGAUGGGAUGAAGCUGUUCAUGAGAUUGGUAAAUUGUCAUCUGAAACCAUACUUUCAGCAAAAAAUGCAGAAUCAUUGCUACAAGCUGUAGAAGACAUUCCUGUGUUAGUUAUUGCAGGAGCUGAAGAUUCCCUUGUCUCCUUAAAAUCAUGUCAAGCUAUGGCCUCAAAACUUGAAAAUUCUAGACUAGUUGCAAUAUCUGGAUGUGGUCAUUUACCUCAUGAAGAAUGUCCAAAGGCUUUGCUUGCAGCUAUAUCACCCUUCAUUAAUAGACUCCUGUCAGCAUCUGACUCUCAGAGCCAAUAAGUUUAUUUCUUUUAAUGAUUUUACUUAGGAAUUCGCAAGGGGUUUUUCUCUUCUUUUUUUUAAACUUCGAGAGCAAGAGACUAAAUGGUCAUUUUUCUCUCGGAGUGUUUUUGACGUGUUAGUUUUAGGAAUUUUGAUCUGUGUAUUUUCUCCAUCUUUUUUGCUUUCCCUAGUUGUCAAUAUUAUGCAUGGGGAGACAGUUUGCAUUUGUAAAUUCAUCAUUAGAUUUAGAUGGGCUUGUUUUGUUUCUCGA
Molecule: messenger RNA, 2520 nt
Organism: Vicia villosa (hairy vetch)
Lineage: Eukaryota; Viridiplantae; Streptophyta; Magnoliopsida; Fabales; Fabaceae
Exons: 7
Coding region: 312-2267 (651 amino acids)
Molecular function (GO): catalytic activity
Source: RefSeq, a predicted model, not a curated record